AUGAUGAUGCUGAAUUGGUUUUGGUCACAAAUUUUUUCCUUGAAAAAAAUAGUUUGCGGUUUAAUCUUAUUUCAAAAACAAUUUUGGGCAGAAUUGGAUAACAAAUAAUUCAUUUAUAAUGGUGAAUACAAUGUGAAUGGUAUGAAGGUCGGUAGAUGGGAUAUUAAAUCUAAUACAACUGGAGAAUAUAAAUAAAUGUAAAUAUUAAUCAUUAAUAAUAAUAUUUAAAUAUAUAGUGCAGGUGGAUCAUACGAUUAGGAAGGCAAUUAAAAAAAGAUUGGAAUGUGGAUUGAAUUGGAUGAAGAAUUUGAUUAUUUAAAAUAAGUCACUUAAAAAGGUGAAUAUAAUAUGAAUGAGAUGAAGGUAGGCCGAUGGGAUAUUUUGUAUUGUAAUAGUAGAGAAUAGGAAUAUCAAUAAAUGUAAAUAUUAAUAAUAAUAUUCAAAAUACAUAGUGGUGGGGGAUCAUAUGAUUAAGAAGGAAAUUAGAAAAAAAUUAGAAACUGGACAGAAUUGGAUGAGGAGUUUAGGAGCCUUAAAUAAAUCACUUAUAAAGGAGAAUAUAAUAUGAAUGGGAUGAAGGUAGGUCGAUGGGACAUUAUGUUUAUGGAUGAUUAUGAGAAGAUAUUUUAAAAAAUGUAGAAAUUAUAUAAUUAUUAAAUCUAUUUAGUGGCGGUGGAUCAUAUGAUUAAGAUGGAAAUUAGAAAAAGUUUGGAAAGUGGGUAGAAUUGUUUGAAGGGUUUCAUAGUUAUUCUAAAGCCUUUUAUCUUGGAGAAUAUAAUAUGAAUG
Molecule: messenger RNA, 786 nt
Organism: Paramecium sonneborni
Lineage: Eukaryota; Ciliophora; Oligohymenophorea; Peniculida; Parameciidae
Source: the annotation of a GenBank genome assembly